AUGACAUCACUAAGUCUCAGCCGGCGACACUACGGUCACCUACGGCAUGUACAGGCCCCAGUGGGCCCGAACCCGAACCCGAACGCCUCGGCCGAAAGGCGGAGAAGUGGAGUGACACCGGUCCCGCGCCGUUCGGCCCGGGGGUGCAAGUACGAUGUGCAUCGCACCGCUGAUGGCUGCCAUUCUAACCCCCUUUACCACUUCACCGCCGACUCGAAGAAGUACCCUGCGUCGAUCGAGACGGAGGUUUUCACCAGUCACGACACCGAAAUAUGCACUCGGCAUGAGAGGGUGCUUCACAGAGCCCAUCGCUCCGCCCAAGGGUGGCUUUUGGAGAGGCAAGCCUCACUUUCCCCUCUGCCGAAGACCUCCUACAGCAUGAAAUGUUAUGCAGAAGGCCACGUGCGGGGUUUGCUGUUCGAGCCUACAUUCACCCCGGGGCGAUUCGCUCUCGAGGAUAUUAGAGCGCUAUUGCUCCUGCUUUUUCUUCACGUCUGGGGAGAUUGUGAGUUACGUGGCCAUAAAUUCAAUCAACACAGCGCCUACAUCUUUUCUGCCCUUGAGAUUUGCAACUCAAUUGAAAUGGCCGAGAUCCUUGGAAUAGUUGCUAGCGUCGCAGCUCUUAUGCAGCUUGCUCAUUAUGGUGAAAAGUUCGCAAAGGCUUUGCUCAACUUCUCGAAACAGAAUAGUUCUCCGCGGAGAGAAGUUGAUCGAUGUGCCUCCCAAGCACAAGACUUCUCGGAUUGUAUCAAUAUGACUCAUUUCACUCUCGAACGACACUUCGCAAAUUACACCAAGUCUCCUCUUCUUCAAUAUCUUUCAUCCCAAGGGAUACUCAAUCGGAUACUGAAUCGAUCGGAAUUGAUAGAAUGGCGGCUCGAUAAAGCAACCAUACGAGUCCGAUCACUUCUUGGGGGCGGAAACGCCAUUUUCAACUUUUUCAAGUGGUGGUAUCAGAAGGACAGUAUCCUAGAUCUAUUUCCAGAGAUGGAUUCUGUAAAGAUCAGUCUUCAGCUGCUUGCGUCCGCCACUCAACUCGAGGUUCUCGACAUGGAAUGCAAAGAUUCACUCUGUGAUACUGAGAAAUUGAUUUCGAAUGAGAAACACAUGUACGUUCUUACAAACAUGGGGACUUCACCCGGAGUCAUCGACUCACUCUCUCUACGAGAUUAUGUUACCCUUAGGAAGAAGUAUGGUGAAAACUGGGAGUGUCCCGAAGCCCAAGUUCGUCUCAUCAGCGUCGUCAGAGUCAUCUACCAGGACCAAGGAGCAAGCUCCCAAACGGAGGCACGUCAUUAUGAUCACGAGGCCAUGUACAAGUUCGAACGCCGCUUGCAACAUGAGAGACUUUCACGCAAACAGUCAUCGUCGGCGAAGACUACGCCAUCAUCGACAACAGGCCAACCAGCUACUAAACGUCAUGUCGGCCAUGGGAGCGGUGCAAAUUCGAAUAUCCAGGAAAUAAAAUCCGUCCAGGCAUCGCAAAGUCAACGCCAACAGCUUGAACCCCUUCACGAGAGAGUAAUCCUAGUGGACACUGCCAACCUUGAUAGGUCGAUUGUUCACUCUCAUGUAUCGCACAAGGGUAGACUUACUGGCAAAACCUUGACUGGCGUCGUUCAUACUACACUUGAUGUCAGCGUCAUCUCAAUUCUAGAAGCCAAGAGACUUGAUAUAAACGUGUAUUCGUGUGAAGACGACAAGAAAUUUGGGUUCAAAUUUGACCAAGGGAAAAUUCAGACAUGUAUCGGCAUGGUAUAUUUCACCAUUGACCACAACCCUUCCCCUGGUUCUCAAUCGCUAAUCACACGCCAUAAAUUCUACGUUCUGGAGAACUGUCACCCCCGACUUAUAUUUGGAAAAGACAUUUGGGAGAUUGAGGAGACGUCGAAGCAAUAA
Colletotrichum lupini is the source of this 1899-nucleotide messenger RNA. RefSeq lists its product as uncharacterized. The record is from RefSeq and is a predicted model, not a curated record. The coding region runs from base 1 to 1899 and encodes 632 amino acids. NCBI's taxonomy places the organism in Eukaryota, Fungi, Ascomycota, Sordariomycetes, Glomerellales, Glomerellaceae. The transcript is spliced from 7 exons.